Messenger RNA from Pelobates fuscus (common spadefoot toad), 2858 nucleotides. It is a transcript of the gene KPNA6, whose product is annotated as karyopherin subunit alpha 6. Bases 91 to 1710 code for a protein of 539 amino acids. Gene Ontology annotation, biological process: NLS-bearing protein import into nucleus. Gene Ontology annotation, cellular component: cytoplasm; nucleoplasm; nucleus. The record is from RefSeq and is a predicted model, not a curated record. Gene Ontology annotation, molecular function: nuclear import signal receptor activity; protein binding. NCBI's taxonomy places the organism in Eukaryota, Metazoa, Chordata, Amphibia, Anura, Pelobatidae. The transcript has 14 exons.
GCCUUCCUGAGAUUGUCACUCAGAGGCUUCCGUCCGUCAGACAUAUUGUCCCAGAGGAGCCGGGAGAGGCCCUGAUAGACCGGGGACAGCAUGGAGACCAUGGCGAGCCCCGGGAAGGACAAUAGUCGCAUGAAGAGCUACAAGAACAAAGCCUUGAACCCGGAGGAAAUGCGGAGGCGGAGAGAGGAAGAGGGAAUCCAACUUCGCAAGCAGAAACGUGAACAGCAGCUUUUUAAACGCCGAAAUGUGGAGUUGGCGCCAGAAGAUAGUUCCAUGUUUGAUGGUCCUUUGAUGGAUUCAUAUGUUAACUCUACUACUACUACUGUUGGGGAAAGUGUUAUCACACGAGACAUGGUGGCAUUGCUGCUUUCUGAUGAUCCUGAUUUACAAUUGACAAUGACACAAAAAUUCAGAAAAUUGCUGUCUAAAGAGCCAAAUCCACCAAUAGAUGAAGUGAUCAAUGCACCUGGAGUAGUGGAAAGAUUUGUAGAAUUCCUGAAGAAGAGUGAAAACUACACACUACAGUUUGAAGCAGCCUGGGCUCUCACCAACAUCGCAUCUGGCACAUCCCAACAAACAAAGAUAGUGAUAGAAGCAGGAGCUGUGCCUAUUUUCAUCAUGCUCCUGAAUUCUGAAUAUGAGGAUGUGCAGGAGCAGGCUGUGUGGGCACUAGGAAAUAUUGCGGGUGACAGUGCUGUGUGCAGAGACUACGUGCUGAGCUGUGACAUUCUUCCUCCGCUGCUCAGCCUCCUUACCAAAUCAUCACGACUUACCAUGACCAGGAAUGCAGUCUGGGCCUUGUCCAACCUGUGUCGAGGAAAGAGUCCCCCUCCAGAUUUUGAUAAGGUGUCCAUGUGUCUCCCUGUGCUGUCACGUCUCCUGUUCAACAGUGACUCAGACCUGUUAGCAGAUGCGUGCUGGGCACUAUCUUAUCUCUCUGAUGGUCCUAAUGAGAAGAUUCAAGCAGUCAUAGACUCGGGGGUCUGCCGCAGGCUUGUGGAACUCCUAAUGCACAAUGACUACAAGGUGGCUUCUCCUGCACUCCGAGCUGUAGGAAACAUUGUCACGGGAGACGAUAUCCAGACACAGGUGAUCCUAAACUGUUCGGCUCUUCCAUGUCUCUUGCAUCUUCUGAGCAGUCCAAAGGAAUCCAUUCGCAAAGAAGCCUGCUGGACAAUUUCAAAUAUUACAGCAGGAAACCGAGGACAGAUACAGGCUGUUGCUGAUGCCAAUAUAUUUCCAGUCCUGAUAGAGAUUUUACAGAAAGCAGAAUUCCGAACCAGGAAAGAAGCUGCAUGGGCAAUAACAAAUGCCACAUCGGGUGGCACCCCUGAACAGAUUAGGUAUCUGGUGAACCUUGGGUGCAUCAAGCCUCUUUGUGACCUUCUUACGGUAAUGGAUUCGAAAAUAGUACAAGUAGCUCUGAGUGGACUGGAGAAUAUCCUGCGACUUGGAGAGCAAGAAGCAAAGCAGGGUGGAAGUGGAAUCAACCCAUUCUGUGGACUGAUUGAGGAGGCGUAUGGACUGGACAAAAUAGAGUUUCUCCAGAGCCAUGAAAACCAGGAAAUCUACCAAAAGGCUUUUGAGUUGAUUGAACAUUACUUUGGGGUAGAGGAGGAUGACCCCCAGCUGGUCCCAUCAGUUGAUGAAGCUCAGCAACAGUACAUCUUUCAGCAGACUGAAGCCCCCAUGGAAGGAUUCCAGCUGUGAGCUGAGAACCCACUGGAUAUUCAAAGUCCCCUACCUCUACAUCUUUUUUUGUAAUGUGGAGAAAGGGGUCAGAGAAGCAUCUCUCCACUCCUGGAGUAUAUGAAAGUUUCAUUUUUUGUUCAUGCAGAGAAAGCUGUGAUUCUACUGGGUGUCUGAAUGCCAGAGUAUAAACUCUACAUGCUCAACCUAAUGCUGCUUUCUGAAGUUGGUGUAUUCCUAUACUGACCUGGCCCUGAACCUUCAAUGCUUCUUCAAAAUUCUUUUUUUGUGGGGGGUGGGAGGGGGGUGUUAAGAGAAAUUAAAUCAGACUAAAUUUAAAAAAACAGACUGGAAAUGUUAGAAGAAGGGCGCCGAGUUUUCCCUUUAUUGUGUUGUGGGUCAAAGCGCAGAAGGAUACGUACAAUUUUUUAGGUGGAUUUGAUGGGAAAAAAAUCUAAGUAUUAAAAAAAAAAAAAAAACAAUAAAAUAAAAUGACCUAACCGGUUUCAUAGUAAUGACACAGGAGGGAGGGAUUUGUAUAGCCUCCUUUAUCAUUAGAAAACUCUGCAACUUAUUUAUGGUGAUAUAGUCAGAAUAGCAGAAAUUAUAUCAGGAGUGGGAUUUCCACAAACCCACACCAUUAUUUAUCUCUGGAAGCAUCAGGGAACAUAGUGGUAACUCCAACUCCUGAGUGCCUUAUUAAGCGCUUCCGAUGGCCUGCUCUGCAGAGGUUUACCGUUUUGUGCCAAGGUUUUAUUGGCUAUUAAUGGUGUUUGUCACUAUAGAGUGAAAGGUGUGCAAAAAUAUAAAAUACCUUUGUGAAGGGCAUUGCACACCUUGUUAGUUCAGUACUGGAGAAGGUGGUUUUUGAGUGCUGUGCUCCACCUGAACCUUUCAAGCAGUGUCUCUAACAUCCAGAUGUGUCCAAUUUCUUCUAAUAAAAUGUGACUGUGGCCUGCACUGAUGUGAAAUGCAGAAAGUAUAUAUCUACUUGAAUUAAAAAGAUAUUUAGCUGGCUUCAUAUCCAAUCUUUCUUUUAUUGCAUUCAAACGGCUAUGUGCAAUGUUUGUGACUAUCCAUCCUACUGGAUAUUUUGACUGAAAAAGCCUGUGACCACAGUGUGUGCAAGUAUUGACUAAACUUGGCACUAUAUAUUUGUAAACAAGAUU